GACGGGGACGGUCCGUUGCUUCGUUUAUCUCAGAAUCGCAUCGCAGGCACAGCGCCGGUUCUUUCCAGUUACACCAUUCCUUUCUUCUUCCACUCUCCGAAGAGAGCGAGAGAGGGAAGAGCGAAGGGAGAGUGAAGAGGCGGAAAAUAAUAGCGUCAGGGUUGAGAAAUCGUAGAUGACGGGUGCCGACAUCCAGAAAGAAUCGAAACCCUAAAGCAGAGCCAAGUGAGGGAAAGUGGUCUUUCUUUGUUAUGUCAGAAGCUUCAAGAGAUUUGGGUGCUUCAGUUGAACCUGAUUACGUGGGACCAGACUACUUUGCUUUCUAUACACGUGAAUUAGCAGAGCUUUUAUCACAAGGAGAGGAUGCUUUUCCUUUCUCUUCGCAGACUGCUGAGUUAGAUGGAAGAAAGUGUGGUGGUGGUGGGGAAAAGGAUAUCGCUACACAUAGUUGCAAUGGCAGAGAGAAUACUCCCUUGGCUUCAUUAUUUGCUAAUGCUAUUGGAGCAAGAUUUUCAGAUUUCAAGAGGGAGAGAGUGAAGGCAGUCUUACAACAAAGUGUUAUUGCUCUUACACAAGAAGUUGAUGAGAUGCUAGAUACUGUUUUCACCAUUCGCCGAAUACAAUCACAUCUUAGAUGCAAAAAGAGCCAAUCAAAUUAUUCACCUGCAGAAUGUGAGGCUGAUGCAGUACAUCCUCACAAAAAGAUUAAGGUGUCCACUUUACCCUCUUCAGUUGGCACCCCUAUACAUGAUAGUCACAAGGAUUAUAGGAAUGAAGGCAAAUUUGUAGAUUUGACAGGAAAAGAAACAUCCCAUAGUGUCAAGAAGAGUUAUGCUCCUUGCCACUCUAUAGAUACCUCAAAGUGGAGAACUGGCCCAAAGGGGACUCAGUCCACAAACGAUGCUUGUGGAGUUAAAAAGAUACAAGGAGACAAGUCUGCCCCAGUUCAGGAACAAAACAAGAAGGCGUGUCUGGUUUCAAACACAGUGGAUGGAAAUGAAUGUAAAUCCCCAUGCAAUGCUUGUGGAGAGAAAAAGAAAGCAGGAGAGGAGUCACCCUCAAUUAAGGGCCAAAAUGAGGAGGCAUGUGUUGUUUCAAACAGAGUGGAUGACAAUCAAUGCAAAUCCCCAUCCAAUGCUUGUGGAGAGAAAAAGAAACCAGGAGAGGAGCCUCCCUCAAUUAAGGACCAAAACAAGGAGGCAUGUCUGGUUUCAAACAGAGUGGAUGACAGUGAAUCUAAACUUAGUGAUGAUUUGCAGCUCGUGCUGAAGAAUGAUGCUGUGAAAGUUGAGCCAUUGAUGAAGAAACAUUCUGGUGAAGUGUCUGCAAUGCUUGAGCACAUGGAGCAACAGCUUGAAGAACUUCUCGAUACAGUCCUUUCCAAUUGCAGGUCGAUGACUCUUGCUGAGAAGCAGCAGCUUCAGAGACUGAUCCAGAAGCUUCCAUCAAGAAAUCUCGACCGUGUUGUGGAAAUCAUCCAACACAGUAAGCCAUCAAGAAGGUAUCCCUCUGAUGAGAUUCAUGUUGAUCUGGAAAGAGAGGAUAAUCUAACACUUUGGCGAUUGUAUUACUAUGUUAAAGCCGUUGAAAACGCUAGAAAAAGCUCUCAGGGUUGCUGAAGUUUAGGGGAUCCACGCAGCCAUUGAAGGGGCACCUGAACCAAAUCUUGAGCAGGUGUACUCCCUGCAUUACCUCCAAAUGGCUAACAAAGCCCAAAGAACAUCAAACAUCACUGGUGACGGGCCCUAUUUGCCCAACAUGAAGACUUUGGAAAGUGCUUUGAAUGCGAACUCAAUCAGAAUGAAGGUGUCAUUCUAGCGCCGAGCUAGAAGAGCAAUAUGAAGGUUCGAUGUCUCCCAGUUCUCUUUUGUUGGAUUACGGGGGUCCUACAAGGUUAUAAGCGGCAUAGGUAUUAGUCUUCCAAAACUUAGUUUUUGUUGUUAUGCACAUUGUAAAUUGAAGAGGUUAGGUUCUCUGCAAUUGCCAUGGAAGUUUCUGAUAUUCUUGAAAUUGUUCAUUUAGCCGCCAUUUUCUAUCCCAACUCAAAAUAGUGGAAUAGACAUAUUUUCAUACUUAAAAGUUGGAAUAUGCGGCUCUUCGGGUAGUGGGAAUUUAUCGAAAAUAACUAAUGAGUUCCAUAUUA
Messenger RNA from Diospyros lotus (date-plum), 2143 nucleotides. RefSeq lists its product as uncharacterized. The transcript has 11 exons. The record is from RefSeq and is a predicted model, not a curated record. Bases 252 to 1619 code for a protein of 455 amino acids. Lineage: Eukaryota; Viridiplantae; Streptophyta; Magnoliopsida; Ericales; Ebenaceae.